AUGAGAAUUAGUGAAGAAUACAUAAAAUUCCAGCCAAGUACUGUUGGGAGUUCCGAAAGAAGCAAAUGGCAAUGGUUUGAGAAUUGUCUUGGGGCACUUGAUGGAACUCACAUUCCGGUAACAGCGUCAGCAAAAGAAAGACCAAGAUAUCGAAAUAGGAAGGGCGAUCUCUCCACUAAUGUUUUAGGGGUUUGUGCUCCAGAUUUGAGAUUUAUUUAUGUAUUACCUGGAUGGGAGGGCUCUGCAUCUGAUGCUCGUAUAUUGCGAGAUGCUUUACGUAGGAACAACCGAUUUCAUGUUGCAAGAGAUAAGUACUAUCUUGUGGAUGCGGGUUAUACUAAUGGACCGGGGUUUUUAGCACCGUAUAGAGGAACUAGAUAUCACUUGAGUGAAUGGAGUGGGAAUAAUCAACCUGAAAAUUACAAAGAGUUAUUUAAUCUACGUCAUUCAAUUGCAAGGAAUGUAGUUGAAAGAGGAUUUGGACUAUUGAAGAAACGAUGGAGUAUAUUAUGUACACCUUCAUUUUUCAACAUCAAAAUGCAAGUUAGAAUCAUAAAUGCAUGCUUUGUAUUGCAUAACUUCAUUCGAACUGAGCAAGCUAAUGAUCCUAUUUUAGAAGUUCAAGAUUUGGAAUUUUUAGCUUCUGUGGAUCAUGACAUAUCAAAUCAUUCGACUUUGGAGGGAAAUAAUGCUCAUGAUAGGAUUGCAAGUGUUCAAGUUACUGAUCAAUGGACAAACUUUCGAGACACAUUGGCAGUAGAGAUGUUCCAUAAUUAUCAAGUGCAACGAGGCAUCAUUAAUUCUUGA
Prunus avium (sweet cherry) is the source of this 807-nucleotide messenger RNA. Lineage: Eukaryota; Viridiplantae; Streptophyta; Magnoliopsida; Rosales; Rosaceae. The record is from RefSeq and is a predicted model, not a curated record.